Molecule: messenger RNA, 2595 nt
Organism: Symbiodinium sp. CCMP2592
Lineage: Eukaryota; Dinophyceae; Suessiales; Symbiodiniaceae
Source: the annotation of a GenBank genome assembly
AUGCAACAGAUGAUGCCAAUUCUGGUACAACUUGUUUCCCAGAUGGAUGUGGUAAACCCAGAAGUCUUGAGGGUGACACCGGUUUUUCGCGCUUUGGAACACUUUGGUGCAGCGUUACGUUUGGGAUCUGCCGGCGACUUCUACAGCAAAAGUCACACGAGUCAAAAGAUAUCGACAUUUUGGAGUCACUCUUGGCGUGGCGGGCGUUGGAAGAAAUUGUUCGCAAUUAUCACUUUCUACAACGGUACUGCUGCAGUAUCCUUGGCUUUGCUCACAGGGGCGUGUAUGAUGGUGCUCUUCAUUUUGGGAAUCCUCCCUGGAAUUGACCGCGGAUGGUGGGAUGACAGUUUUCUGUGGUCUUGCUGGUCAACUUCUUCAGGGCUCGUCGUCGCGAGUCUGGUCAUGCUUCUUUGGCGACCACGCGAUGGAGUCUUCCUUGACCGGAUUUGUAUUUGCCAAAGCAACCCGCGCCUGAAGACGGAUGCGAUCCUCAGCCUGGCCGGGCUGUUGAAAAGCUCCGACAGCAUGCUCAUUCUGUGGGACCCAACAUGGACUGAGAGGUUGUGGUGCUUGUUCGAGCUGGCCGCUUUCCUGAAAAGCAAGUCAACGCAAGAACAGUGCCUUACUGUCAGGCCCGUUUUCAUGGGACCUCUUUCCAUCGCAGUCUUCCUUACUUUUUUUUCAGUUGCAAUGCCGAUCUCAACAGCACCUGUCGAGACAGAAAGAACAGUCGUGGAGCUACUGGCGACCAUCGUGUUGUGGUUUUCAGUGGUUGCUUUCCCGACCGUCAGCACUGUCCGAAGCUACUUCAGAGACUUAGACACCAUGAAGCUGCAGUUGUUGUCGAUCUCAGUUGAUUCUACAAGAAGUUCAUGCUGUGAUCAGAACCACGUGACCAGUUUGGGCAGACCUUUACUCUGUGACCGCAAGAUCGUGAAAGAGUGCGUGAAGAUUUGGUUCGGUAGCGAGUCAUCUUUUGAGGAGACGGUGCGCACGAAGGUGUUGGACAUUCUGCAGCGUGACCUCACCCAGACAGUAUUCAGUACAUCGUGGGCUUUGGGCGUAACUUCUCCAAUCGUGUUGGCUUUCAUGGACAUCUCUGCCAGCUGGACCCAAGUCACUUUUGAUCCGCUGUGGCAUCAUCCUGCUAUUGCCCUUCUGCUCGAAGGUUUGGUGAUUUGGCUGUUGUUCGUCCCAGCUACCAAGGAUCUCAUGAUACUUUUGCUCAGGCUUGGGCGGCGGCGACCGAGGAACACUUGUGUGGAGCUUCUCAAGAACGCAUUUCUGCUGGGAGUUGCGGCUAUCCCUGUCCUUGUAUUGGUCAUGUCUUAUGGCCUCACUCGAUUUACUGACCUUGUUGUUUUCGACACAGAGAAUGCUUUCCUUCGGGCAGUAGGUUUUGCAUGCUGCACGGCCUUCUGGAAAUGGAUGCUUAUGCUGCGUUUCCUGAGCCCCACGCCGAAAGUCGGAAAUCCCGAUGUCACUGGUGCGUCGAUCUCCAAACGAGACCUGGGCGUCUUACAUGCCGGUUGCCACGAACAGAGCCCCGAAAAGCCAAACCCUCAAACGGGCCGAUUGACCGUGUGCACUGCAAACCAGCCUUCAGCCAUGGCAGCACUGGUUCUCUUCGUGGACUCCCCUGUGGGGACCGGCUGGUCCUGGGCCUACCCAGGAGGUUUCGCUGUGAGCCAGGUGGAAGUCGCAGAGGACCUCGUGUUCUUCCUACAGAAGGUGGCUGAGCGCUUGCCGCUGUCUCACCGUCGCCUCGUCCUGGCUGGAGAGUCGUAUGGCGGACACUUCGUGCCAGCACUGGGGGAUAUGCUCCUGACCUCAAAGUGUCCCUUUCAGCUGGAGGCCAUUGCCAUUGGUGAUGGGCUGACGGACCCGGCGACUCAGGUGCUCACCAAGCCCAAAGAGGCUUUCGCCUUCGGCUUGCUGGACGAGGCCCAGCUUGCCAAGGCGGAGCAGCUGGCACAGGCAUCACACGAUGCAGCGCAGGCCAAGCUUUGGGGCAAGGCAGUGGACCUACGCCAGGAGAUGGAGGGCUUUGUGAGAAACGUUUCGGCCAUCAACCCCUAUGACGUGCGAACAACCGAGCCGUACGACUGGAUGGAACUUCGGAUGCAGACCUUUUUCGAUCUGAACGAGACGAAAGAUCUCCUCCACAUCCCCCGCGACUAUCGUUUCGGGACCAGCCCAGAGGUGCAGCUGAAUCUCCGAGACGAUAUCAUGCAGUCCCAGAAGCCGCAGAUCGAGUCGCUGCUGCGGGCGGGCAUCCGAGUGCUUCUGUAUCAGGGCCAGUUUGAUUGGAAGGACGGCGUGGUUUCGAAUGAAGCCUGGAUCAGAACUCUUGACUGGCCAGGCAUGGCAUCCUUCUUGGAAGCGAAUCGCACUGUCUGGCGCCGCGCCAGCGAUGGCCGGAUUGCAGGCUACUGGCGGGGAUUCCAAAACCUGGAACAGGUGGUGGUCCUGGCGGCAGGACACAUGGUGCCCAUGAAUCAGCCUCUCUCCGCCGUCGACAUGCUCCUGCGCUUCUUGCACUACCCCAGGCCCGGCGAGCGCAUCCCGCUGAACAUCGAAUCCGUCCAGAUCUGA